Messenger RNA from Magallana angulata, 876 nucleotides. RefSeq names its product pupal cuticle protein 36-like. The transcript has 4 exons. NCBI's taxonomy places the organism in Eukaryota, Metazoa, Mollusca, Bivalvia, Ostreida, Ostreidae. Bases 145 to 786 code for a protein of 213 amino acids. The record is from RefSeq and is a predicted model, not a curated record.
CAGACAUGUUUGGUAAGCGACGCAUAACGUUCGUGUCUGCCCGACACCCCUAAGCCAAACAGCUCGUGUACGUUACAGCAUGGAACCCUUUAUAUAGACCAACGAACGGUGGGUAGGUACCAGUGUCUCUUCUCUCUAGAAACCAUGAAAUCCUUCCUGACCUUGACCUUGGCUGCCGUCCUUUUGGCCAGCUGUUCCGCCCAGUGGCGCAGGGGACCAUUUAUCGUCGGCUUUGGCGGGGAUGAUGGGUUCUUUGACGAUGGAUUCUUCGAUGAUGACUUUUACGAUGAUGACUUUUACGACGAUGAUUUCUUCGAUGACGACUCCUUUGGUCUCAUUAUCGGAGGACCCGGAAUGGGAAGUGGCCCAUUCUUUGGAGGAAUGGGAGGCGUCCCUGUCGUUGGAGGAAUGAGCGCUGGUGGUUUAAUGAGCGCUGGUGGAUUUAUGGGCGCUAGUGGAUUUGGAGGAAUGGGCGGUAUGAUCGGUGGACGCAUGGGAGGAUCCGGAUAUGGAAAGAAACACUACGGCGGAUACGGAAAGAAGAUGAGCGGAUAUGGUAAAAAGAUGACUGGAUACGGAAAAUCUUCCGCCAUUGCUGUACCUAUGGUUUCAGGAUACCAAACAUCUAGCUAUCCGUCAGUAGGAUAUGCCGGAGCAUCAUCCUAUCCCCAAGCUUCUUAUGCCCAGGCAGGGUAUGCAUCUUCCUAUCCCCAGGCUGGAUACAGCGGGGCAUCCGCCUAUUCCCAGGGAGGAUAUGCUUUAGGUUCCAGCGGCGCCAUGUAUUAAAUAUCAAAGUUUUUUCCUGGCUGUUUUUGUUUUGUUUUAAACAAGGACAAAAUAAAAUAAAAACUCUUAUAUAUACAAACAACUUGUGAC